Messenger RNA from Copidosoma floridanum, 3258 nucleotides. RefSeq names its product casein kinase I gish (gene gish). Gene Ontology annotation, molecular function: ATP binding; protein serine/threonine kinase activity. The record is from RefSeq and is a predicted model, not a curated record. Gene Ontology annotation, biological process: protein phosphorylation. Lineage: Eukaryota; Metazoa; Arthropoda; Insecta; Hymenoptera; Encyrtidae.
CAGCCUGAUGCAACCAAGCUCAGUGUAUUCAGAAUAUAGUUAAAGAAAGAAAGAGAGAAAAAUUCAGCAGUAGCUCUCAUCUGCUUUCAUAUCAUAUCACUUCUCUCUCUCUCUCUCAUCAUGUGCCUUUUUCUCUCUCUUUCUCUCUUCAACCGCUGUGAUGCGAGUGUGCGAGGCGAGUGCUGCUCCAGUGCCACCAGCCUCAUACGGGUAAACUACUAGUUUUUACUGUGUUGCUUGCUGCCCCAGCCUCGUAGUGUGUCAUACAUAUAAUAUAUCUCCUCUACACAGCUGCCUACGUUAUUAUAAGUGUGUUUGUGUGUGUACGAGAGAGAGGGUGUCCAGCGUGUGUCGGACAAUUCUCGUCGACACCAUCAUCAUCCCCGUCGCGGCAUAACGACCCACAGCAGUACAGUAGCAGAGUAUACCAACCAACACUCUUCUUCGUUGCUCUCUCUCUCUCUCUCUCGUUCUCUCCUCUCGCUGCACACGAACCUAUACUCUCCAGGUUGAGCACGACUUGUCGAUUCGGAGCCAACAGCUCCACACCCUCGAGAGGGGAUAAAACAAACUUAAUCUUACUCCUCUUCUUUGAGGUGGCCGUCGAGCCGUGAGACGGCCAGUGACAAGAGCCCGAGGUGCACCUAUUUGUAACUGUGACGGGAAGCAAGGCAGGCACUGUAAACAGCGGGCGACUCCGAAAAGCAAUGACUCGUGUCCGCGGUAUCUUCGAAGCAUCAAAUCUCUCCGCUACUAAGUUGCAGCUGAAGCCCGGAGUCGACAACCUGGUGGUGGUGGUGUUGGUGUCCAGCGUCGAGUGACCAGGCACCGCGGCCACCAGUCGUGGCAGGCGCCGAAGACUCGUCCAAGACCGGCCGGUCAAGAGCAGCAGUGGCACGCCAGCGAGAGCGAGCCAUUGACCUAGAGGAUCGUCCAUCCGGUCCAUCCGUCCGGCCGUGCGCGCGCGCUCGUGUGUGUGUGUGUUUUUGCGCGUGUGAAUGUACAUGUGCGUCUACGUAGGGGAUUCAUAUUCGUACCUUGUACCUACAGCCGAGUGAGCCGAGGUGGUGCGCGAUAAUAUACUUACUCUACUCUUUGCUCAUUUAUACACGACAAGUGAGCGACUGUGCUCGUACGUGGGUGCGCUCGUGUGGGUGUGAGUGUAUAUAUAUGCAUACGUACUCGAGCAUCUUCUUCGAAUAGUUUGGAGUUCGGAUAUCUGCUCUGUGCAAGCGUGUUUUGUGUGUGACUCCUUUACCACCUACACAAUUUUCAAGUGUCUUGUGAAUCGUCACCUCGGGUGCUAGCUCGGGUCUCUUCUCCCCCGUGUGUGCACCUAUAGUUUUCCGUGAAACCGUUGCUGCCUUCUUUUCCUCUUUCUGGUCUUUGUCGAACAAAAAUGAGGAUUGACGCUGAUGGUUGUCAGGUGACGCCUCGUGCCAGGCGGACUUGAGCAGUAGCACUCGCAGCAGCCCAGGAAACUUGGCUCCCCCCCCCCACCAGUUCUCUUCUCGUCGAACUUCUCGAUCACUAAGUGUACGAGAAAACUAUGGGGCUAUCCAGCACCUGCCAGCUGCACUGACAGCCAGCCAGCCCUCUGAGCAUCAGGGCACACUUCACCAGGGGGGGAGGGCACUUGUUACUCAGGACAGUACAGCUCCCAGAGAGCCCAGCGUGGCGCAGCCAUGCAGAAGAGAGAAGGCAGAGAUAGUCGCGUGGACAAGGAGGUGCAGCGGACAGGUGAUAGAAACAGGGAGCAGGAAGUUGACAAGAGAGCCUCCCGCACCAGUGCAAAUGCCUCCAGGCCCAACAUGCACACCUCCAGACACAGUGUUACUUCCACCUCGAAUCUACUCAUGGUUGGUCCUAAUUUCCGGGUUGGGAAGAAAAUUGGCUGUGGUAAUUUUGGGGAACUUAGACUUGGGAAAAAUCUCUACAAUAAUGAACACGUAGCUAUUAAAAUGGAACCAAUGAAGUCUAAGGCACCACAGCUUCACUUGGAGUAUAGGUUUUACAAAUUGUUAGGUACACACGGUAAGUAUGACGCGAACCCCACCGCGAAUAGGCCGGCCGCAAAUGCGAAAUAUUCAUAUGACAAUGCACGUACAGAAGGCGUGCCGGAAGUAUAUUAUUUCGGGCCGUGCGGCAAGUACAAUGCGUUGGUGAUGGAACUCCUUGGUCCGAGCCUCGAAGAUCUCUUCGACCUCUGUGGGAGAAGAUUUACCUUAAAGACCGUCCUCAGCAUUGCCAUACAACUCCUCCAUAGGAUAGAAUACGUUCAUACUCGGCAUCUCAUUUACCGGGACGUCAAACCGGAAAACUUCCUCAUAGGACGAAGUAGUAUGGGGAGUAGGGAAAAAAUCAUACACAUCAUUGACUUCGGACUAGCCAAAGAGUACAUAGACAUGGAAACCAACAAGCACAUACCUUAUCGAGAACACAAAAGUCUGACGGGAACGGCGCGAUACAUGAGCAUCAACACUCACCAAGGAAAAGAACAAAGCCGAAGAGACGAUCUCGAGGCCCUUGGACACAUGUUCAUGUACUUCCUGAGGGGCAGUUUACCGUGGCAAGGACUGAAAGCCGAUACUCUGAAGGAGCGGUAUCAGAAAAUCGGCGACACGAAGCGCGCCACGCCGAUCGAAGUGCUUUGUGACGGCCAUCCCGAAGAGAUGGCCACGUACCUGCGCUACGUGCGCAGACUCGAUUUCUUCGACACGCCCGAUUACGAGUACCUGAGGAAGCUUUUCCUUGAUCUUUACGAGAGACGGGGCUAUCUCCAGGACGGUGAAUUCGAUUGGACGGGAAAAACCAUGCCAUCAAACUUUGCACAACUCGUUGCACUAAGGAUGGCUGCUCCGUCUCAUGUACAGAAAACUAAGUCGGAUAAGUCGACACCGGUGGGAUCAUUGCAGACUGGCCAGGAGAUCAUUGUAUCACCAAAUCGAGACAGACACCUUGCAAAUUACAAGGAAUAUGAUGAUGAUGAUGAGGAGGAUGAUGAUUAUGAGGAAGAUAUGAUUCUCAUGAAGAAUGAAAUUAGCAUGGAACUGCAAGGCAAAUAUGUUGUAUCAUCAACAAAUGGAGAACUGGCAAAUGAUGAUCCUACAGCUGGUCACUCAAACACACCAAUAACUGCACCUCCGGAAGUAGAAAUGAUCGACGAAACCAAAUGUUGCUGCUUCUUCAAGCGAAAGAAGAAGAAAAGUGGGCGACAGAAAUGACUGAGUAUGACGAUUGGUCUUGAGGGCACGACGU